AUGGGAUUAAGAAGAAGAUGGCUAGGGAUGCGUUGCAAGACCAGUUUUAUGAUAAUGUUCCUAUUACUCGGCGUAGUGGGAUUAUUGGUAUCGUAUCAUUUGUACAAGGAAUUACUCUCAACCAACAAUCAGAGCUCCAGGAAUGUGUAUCCUGCAUUCGAGAGACGGAAAUCAAAAUAUCAGGCAAACAAACAUAAUGGAAUUUUGGAUCCAAGUUUACUAGCACCAGCUGUGUUUCAGAGAGACCUGACUUCAAAGAUUGUCGAACUUCGUGGAAAUUAUGAUGCAGUUAGCAUCAAAGAUGUGAUAUCAUUCUUAAAUAAUUUAAACCCAUCUGAUUGGUCAUUAGCACCUCAACCAGAUGAACUUGCCAUAGAGCUAAAGCAUUUAUUGUUAGAUCUUGAUAUAGAGAGUAAAAUGACUUGUAAAGAUAUAGAUACUUUACGAUUGAGUAUAUCAUUAGCUCAGUCCAACAGGAAAUAUAUAGAUCGUGGAAUGAGUGAGGACAAUCAACGGAAUGAAUACGCUGUGAUCAGUCAAAAUGUGGACAUUGAUACAAAAAUAGCCUGUAUGAAGAAGAUUUAUGAUGAUGAACAUUGUACUCCAAUGGGCAACUAUAAACUUUUACAGCAAUUAUUACUAUUAGCAGUAUUAAAACAUGCCAAUAUUAUAGAAUUACGGGGAUAUUGUAUACGAGGGGAUGGUAUUUCUUCAGAAUUACGUAAAAAAGGUGUGGUAUAUAUCACUGAUAUUGGAACACCUGUUAGAGUUGGUGCUUUUUCUUUGAUCACUUGGAAAAAGAGAUUGACGCUUGGUCUAGAGAUGUUAGAUUUAUUAGACUACCUAGAGAAUAACCCACUAGGAAGUAUUGGACUAGGAAAAAUUACCACCCAUGAUUUUAUAUUAUUAUAUAAUGAUGAAUCUCUACGACUAGUUGAUGUCAAUGAUUUUAAACUAACAGAAAGAUCUUGUAGCAGUUCGAGUGAAUGUGAUAUUGGUGGUAUUGAUUAUGGUAUUGAGUGUUCUAAUGGUGCAUGUAAUGGUCUUAACGCUCUCAGUAAUCUACAGAAACUAUCUAUAGUGGUGUUAGAUCCUUUAUUACGUAAUGGACCUCCUUACUCGCGCCAGUCUCUAAAUGAUGUUUUAGAUAAACUACGGUCACUUAAGAUAACCAAACAAAAAUUAAAAACUGAACUACAGAAACUUCUUGAUGAAGCUGUGAUUAAUCGAAACAGUAACAACAAUUAUCAUGAUAACAAUAACAGACAGAAUAACGAGGUACCUAAUCAACAAGAUAACAAUCAAGAUCAAGAUAAAAAUAACAGUGAUGAAGAUAAGAGGAAAGAUAAACAAGAUAUCAGAAAUAACCUGGAAUAUCAACAACCUAAUAAUCAAAAUAAUAAUGGAGUGGUGGAAUCAACCUAUACAGAUUAUGCUAGAAUUGAUCAGUCUAAUUUCCCGGGUAUGUUUGAUUAUAAAUGUGAUAACUCCCGGGUAGCCUGGGGAUGUGUUAUCACUUGUAGAAGUUUACGGGAAGCCAAGAAAAGAUGUAAUGAAGACACCUCUUGUAAAGCUUUUGUUAUUUUUUCUACUCAACCAGAAUUAGACACUUUGAUGACAGUAGUAUUGAAGAAUUCUGGAAAUGCUCAAGGUCAACCUAAUCCAGGAACUACUUUAUUCAUUCGUAGGAAACGUUCAGGGUCAGCCUUGAUCUCACAGAAAGAUCCCAAUGUAGUUCAGAUGGGUCAGAAUAAUAAAGAUACAUAUGGUGUUAUAAGAAAUGUUGGAGAAGUCAAAGUGGUUCCACCUAGUAGUAAUCAUACAACAUCUAAACAUUCUAUUAAUCUAUGUUUAAGAAAAAUAUUUAAAGGUCAUGAAGAACCAAGAAAGAGUCGAGAAAAGAGAUUGAUGGCUCAUUUUGGUUUGAAGGGAAUGAGAGAAGUUGAAUGGCAGAGAUCAGUAGAAAGACAGAAAGCUGGAAGUUUCUCUAAUUUAAUCAUGGCUAAAGGAAAUAUAGCUCGUGGUGGAAAGUUUUUAGUAUCAUUGAAGGGAGAAGGGGGUAAUGAAUUAGUCAGUAAAGCUAUAUUUACAGCAGAAGAAGGAGAGAGUCAGUACCAUGUAGCACAGUCCAUAGUUUAUCAUACAGAUAGGCUGUUAGGGUUAUACCACACCCCACCAUCAACACCUGGUAAAAUACCAGCAAUAACUGUCCAAAAAUACCAGAAAAAUAACUCCUGGAAAGAAUCCUUUGCUACAGUAUUAACUAGAGAUGGAGGGUUGAUAGGAAUCUUCUCGGCACCAGUUCCUCAUGUAAUGAAACAAGAAACAAUCAAAAUGAAAUCAUUAAAAACAAUGACGCAAAAUAUUGUCAAAUUUUCACGUCAAUCAAAAUUACAGUUUGAAUAUGUAUUUUUAUGGUGGUUAACUAAAAUGAUAAAAGAUCCUACAGACCAUAUUGGUUAUAAAGGACAUUUAAUUCAUUUUAAUGGAGAUGAAGCCUUUGUUGGUGGAGUAACAAAAAAUUUAACUGGUUAUUUUAAUCACUGCCAAUUUCCAAACAUUGUCUUUAAAACAUUGAACUGUUUACGCUGUCAUAACAGUCAGGGUGUACAGCUAUCAUCUAUAUGUCAUCUUGGACAAGAGGUUAUGAAAAGAGUAAAGAUGGCUGGAUUUGAUAGUGAUGAUAUUUUUAUACAUGGUUUAAACGAGAAUGAUAUUGUAGUUAAAAUCAACGAUGCUGCUAGUAUUGCCAUGGGAAUGGUGGAGGGAUGUAUAAAAGUUUAUGGUCAAGAGCAAGUUUUAUACUAA
Molecule: messenger RNA, 2808 nt
Organism: Lottia gigantea (owl limpet)
Lineage: Eukaryota; Metazoa; Mollusca; Gastropoda; Lottiidae
Exons: 11
Coding region: 1-2808 (935 amino acids)
Molecular function (GO): non-membrane spanning protein tyrosine kinase activity
Source: RefSeq, a predicted model, not a curated record